This is a messenger RNA of Trypanosoma theileri, 1635 nucleotides long. RefSeq names its product mitochondrial DEAD box protein. Gene Ontology annotation, cellular component: nucleolus. Gene Ontology annotation, biological process: rRNA processing. The record is from RefSeq and is a predicted model, not a curated record. Lineage: Eukaryota; Euglenozoa; Kinetoplastea; Trypanosomatida; Trypanosomatidae. The transcript has a single exon. Gene Ontology annotation, molecular function: RNA binding; RNA helicase activity; ATP binding. Bases 1 to 1635 code for a protein of 544 amino acids.
AUGAGAAGUUUAAGGUGCAUUAAAAGAGUGUGUGCCACAUGUAAAUGGCCGUGGUCUCCCGUGAUAAUCACAUAUCCUAUGCGUCUUUUUUCGACUACAUCUGUUUCCCUGGUAGGAUCGCCCACUGCCUGGACAGAGAAAGAGAGGGAUACAGAUGAAUGGAAUACAUUGGAUGUUUCUUCUGUAUUUAAUAAACCUGAUGGUUUCUCUUCAAAAAGAAAUGAGGUACACCAGAAUGAAAGUAUUUCUACUGUUAUAUCUUCAGUUGAUAAACCUAAAAAGGUUGAAUUGGAUGUUUCUGUCCUUGAUGCCAAAGGAAAUAUCGUCCCUGUGAAACCUGUUCAAUGUUUUGCAGACUUGUCUAAUUCACCUGAUUGGUUAACGAAAGGACUUGAAACAUUGGCUUACCCAUCUACAACUCCUAUUCAAGCUCAUACAAUUCCUGUUCUUGAUGAAGGACAUGAUCUUAUUGGAUUAGCUCCAACUGGAUCUGGGAAAACUGUGGCCUUUGCGGUACCAGCAUUAAAACGAUUUAAACGUAGUCCUUCUGGGUUACCAACAAUAGUUGUUCUCGCCCCAACUCGAGAACUUGUUCAGCAAACGGCAAAGGUAUUUUAUCAACUGAGUUCUGGAAAUGUUCGAGUUUGUGAGGCUUAUGGAGGUGCACCAAGAGAGAUUCAAGCCAGACGAUUACAUAAUGGUUGUGAUGCACUAAUAGCAUGUCCAGGACGUUUAAAAGAUUUUCUUCAAAAUGGUGAUGUAACGCUUGAUCAUAUGUCAUUCUUGGUUUUUGACGAAGCAGAUCGAUUACUUGAUAUGGGAUUUAAAAUUCAAUUGGAUGAAAUAUUAAGUUAUGCUGAUCCAUCACGACCUGUUCAAACUAUGAUGUGGUCAGCCACAUGGCCUAAAUCUGUUGAAGAUUUGGCACGUGACUAUCUUUCAGAAAAUCGUUAUACAAUCAGAGCAGGUACAGCUGGUACUGGAUUACAAGUAAAUGAAAAUAUUAAACAACAUAUAUUUUUUGGAGAUUCUCCACAAGAACGUUUAGAAACUCUUGUUUCACUUAUUCAAAAAGGAACAAUUGAUGAAAAUACAGCUAAAAUGAUGAUAUUUGUGGAGCGUCAAACUGAUACAGAUAAUGCUGCACAAAUGCUUGCACGAAUGUUGGGUAUUCAUUCUAGAAAUGUCGGUGUAAUUCAUGGUGGAAUGCCACAGCGUCAGAGGGACUAUAUUAUGCAUAAUUUUAAAACUAACCGAAUUCGUAUACUCAUAGCUACUGAUGUUGCAUCUCGAGGAAUUGAUUUUCCUGAUGUGACAUGUGUAGUAAAUUUAUUUGCACCAAAAAAUAUUGACAGUUAUUGUCAUCGAAUUGGACGUACAGGAAGAGCUGGACGAUCUGGAGAUUCUUUUACCUUUAUUGGUAGAUCAGAUGGAUCUUUAGCAAAAGACCUUGUGGAUUACUUACAAAAAUGUGGAAUGGAAGUUCCAGAAAGACUUGUUCAGAUUUCUGAAAAAUAUAUCAAAAUCGAAGAAGAACGUCGUUUUAAGCGAUCGCGGAAUGGUCGAUAUGGACGAGAUAACAAGCGACGAAGUUGGUCUAGCAAUACUACUUCGUCACAGGAUAGUGGUUGGUAA